AAAUUCCGCUCCCCUCCCCUCCGUUCCCCACUCGACUCCACCCUAAUGGCGUCGCAGGCGCCGCCCUUCCCCGGCGCCACUCCGACGCCGUCCUCCCCUGAUGCCCCGGCGGCGCCGCCCUGCAGCCCCGACGCCUCGCCGACGGUGGAGGCGCAGGCGGCCCUCCCGGACCACCUGACGGAGGAGAUCCUCCUCCGCGUCCCGACGGCCGCCGACCUGGCCCGCGCCUCCAUGGCCGGCCCCUCCCUCCGCCGCAUCAUCACCGACCACUCCUUCCUCCGUCGCUUCCGCACCCUCCACCCGCCGCCUCUCCUGGGUAUACUCUCCGACCCCUUCCUCCCAGCCCAGCCGCCCCACCCCUCCGCCGCCGCCGCCCGAACCCUCGCCGGCACCGACUUCUCCUGCUCCUUCCUCCCCUCCCGCGAGCAGCCCUGGCGUCGCUGCGACUUCUGGGACGGCCGCGCCCUCCUAUGCGUCGCCCCCGACGCCUGCGACCUGAUGAGGGACGUCGCCGUGUGCGAUCCGCUGCACCGGCGCUACCUUCUGCUGCCUCCGGUCCCCCAGGACCUGUCCAAUCUAGUCUAUCACUGGGAGCUUUUUCUUGCUCCUGCCGGCGGAGACGAGAGCGCCGACAUUGCUGCGGACACUCCCUUCAGAUUCAGGGUCAUGUGCUUGGCCGAAUACCAGACCCACUUGGUCCUAUUCAUCUUCUCUUCGUCGGGUCCCCGUGCCGGACAAUGGCACACUGUCGCAUUUGAUGGCUGGACCGCUCUUGUCGCAGGGAUCACUGACCAUGCGUUCGGAAGGCGCCACUACGCGCACGGAUGCUUCUGCUGGGCGAUACGUGGGAUCAACAAAUUGCUCUUGCUCGACACUGGUACCAUGGAGUUCUCAUCCGUCCACCUUCAGCCUGGUCUCAGUGAUCGCCUGGUUGCCUUUGUGGCAGCAAGGGAAGGGAGGCUUGGGAUGCUUGCUCUCAGCCACAAUCCCCUAUACGACUCAUAUCACCUCUGGUAUAAGGUUUUGUUUGGCACCGGGGAUGGCCCAAGGCAGUGGCAAACCGAGGAUGUAGUCCGACUGCCCCACGAUUAUAGCUAUUGCAUCCUUGGUGUAGCAGGGGGAUACUUACUCCUAUAUGGGAUUCCAGACGAUGACCCGGACUCGUUCGAAAUGCCAGAACCCAACUGCUUUUCACUGAAUCUCCAGACUAUGAAGGUUGAGCAGUUUUGUGCGAGUGAGCCCAUAACGCCAUUGAAGAGCCAUCUACUGUGUGCGGGUUUCCCGCCAUCCUUGUCUCCACCAACUAUUUGAAGGGGGCUGGCUGCUGGUGCUGAUCAUAGCUUCUGCCCGUGUCUGGCUUGUUGACUCGAGUCUCGCCUCCAGUCCUUUUGAUGGCGUACAUAUAUGUCCUCUCCUCAAAGCCCACAUGCGUGCAUCUUGAGUAUUUUCAUAUUAGAUUGGUCGUCCACCAGCUGACCUGCCUCUUAUAUAAGUAUUAGAUUAGGUGGGGUCUGCGGACUGCAGCCUCUCUAGCUACUGUUAAUUUGCAUGUUUUCUUCCAUGUAGUCUCUCUUCCUUGCUGUUGUUAUUUGGGCAUUUGUAAACCGCUAGCAGUGCCAAGUCCAGUAACUGAUGGAGUACCUAGUAGUAGUCGUCGUAGUAGUAGUAGUAUGUAUGAACACCGUGUUCAUCCUUGCAUGGUGCGUACGGGUAAGUGCCCCGCCGUUAAGUUGGAUGUUUCAUUUAAUAUUAACGCUUAGUAAUCUACAUGCACUCCUGGAUCACAUCAGGGUUCCUUCA
Aegilops tauschii subsp. strangulata is the source of this 1800-nucleotide messenger RNA. RefSeq lists its product as uncharacterized. Lineage: Eukaryota; Viridiplantae; Streptophyta; Magnoliopsida; Poales; Poaceae. Gene Ontology annotation, molecular function: protein binding. The record is from RefSeq and is a predicted model, not a curated record.